AUGUUUCCGGACUUCAAUAUCUGGGACAAAUUUGUGAAAGGGCUGGCAAAGGCGUCUGGUGAGACGUUUCGCUCUGGUGCCUCAAUGACGGAAGCCCAUCUGACGAAUAUCGACCCGACGACCACCAAUCCGGCGACUCUGCGUAUUUGGGAGGUCCCAAAGGGUAUUUUAUCCGCUCGCCUGACACAAGUAAUGAACUUGUUUUACGUGUGCAGCGUCGCUUUGCCACUCAUCACACUGGGACCCAACAUUCCUUCGCAGGGGAACUACUCGAAGAACUCCGAGAAUUAUCUCAACUUUGACAUCUCCGCACUCUCAAGCGCCACCGCCCAGGUUUUACAGGAGCAAUUUGUCGGAGUUGGUUGA
This is a messenger RNA of Aspergillus affinis, 366 nucleotides long. RefSeq lists its product as uncharacterized. Lineage: Eukaryota; Fungi; Ascomycota; Eurotiomycetes; Eurotiales; Aspergillaceae. Bases 1 to 366 code for a protein of 121 amino acids. The transcript has a single exon. The record is from RefSeq and is a predicted model, not a curated record.